Molecule: messenger RNA, 4137 nt
Organism: Boeremia exigua
Lineage: Eukaryota; Fungi; Ascomycota; Dothideomycetes; Pleosporales; Didymellaceae
Product: DNA repair protein-like protein Rhp26/Rad26
Exons: 1
Coding region: 245-3961 (1238 amino acids)
Biological process (GO): transcription-coupled nucleotide-excision repair
Cellular component (GO): nucleus
Molecular function (GO): ATP binding; ATP-dependent chromatin remodeler activity
Source: RefSeq, a predicted model, not a curated record
CCUAGAAGGUAGUGGCAGUCAUCAUCGCUUCGUUACAAUUUUAAUCGCAUUGGCCAUAGGUAGUCGAUGGCAUUUGCGAGAACCUCACAUUCACGGUGAACAUGAAGCCAUGAGGGUAAACUCACAGUAUCUGUAGCUUCCCGUGUUCCCCACAUUUCGUACCGGAUCGCCACUUCUUCAGUCACUCUCAGCCUGCUCUGACCGUGAGGCGUCGCCGCUUCUUGAGCAUCUCACAAUCCGAAAUAUGGCCUCGUCUUCUAGCAAUGAUGCCACAGUCACCUCUAUGCCCAUUCUCGCCGUGAACGACGCGCGAGACUCGAACGGCGCGGAGGCGAACGACACAGCGGUCGUGCUAGACGCGCAGAGCGAGGAAGAGGACAUAGCUUCAGACGCCGAUGAAGAAACACGACUGAAAUUCCUUACAACUGGGACUCGGGCGCAGGAUGAUCUCGAGCGCGAUAUCGGCCGCCAGGCAGACCAGCUGCUCACUGAGCAGGCUGAUGCUCGCGACAAAAAGCGCAUAGAGAAGGCAGAGGCAGAAGCAAAGCGUGCUGAAGCUGCGAUCCAGAAGCUGCGGAAUCGACUUGCGCUGCCUGCGGUCGAUACGCACAAGGCCCGGCUGCGCGGAGAGGUUGCAGCAUACCAGCUGAAGAUUGAAGAUCUCGACAAGGAGAUGGAUGCGAUACAACAGCGCAUCAAUGAACGGCAUGCCGCGCCUGAAGGGGAGGAGCCAGAACAUGAUGGUGUCAACGGUCCUCUGCUGAAUGAAAGUCGGCGCGACUUUCUGAUCCGCACCGGCAAGAUCACACCCUUCUCGAGGUUAGCACAGAAUCAAGCUGGGCUAGGGACGUUAGGAGAGGCUAUGCUUGAUGCCGAGAUGGAAGACAUGGUCGAGGAAACUACUACAGGCCCGGUUUCGCAUCGAAAUUUGAUGCAACCAGGUUUUCAGCAUGUUGACGCGAGUUCAGAAGCCUCCAGCCCUCAGCCUAUGGCUCGUUCGCGGAAGCGGCGGAAGUUGACACCUACAAGUGACGUGUUGGCUUCAAGAGCGUCCAGUGUGGACCCAGGUACGACCGACGGGGAGAGUGACGAUGCCUUUGAUCCCGGUAUGUCUGCACGUCAGCUUGCAACUAUGGAUGAUUCCGAAGACGCCUCUGACGUUGUUGUCGACGACGACGACGAUGAAGACUUUGGCUCGAGCGCUGCCCACAAGCGCAAGGCUAGGGGGAGGAAAGUGAGAAAGACCGAAGCUGUCUCCGAACCCGAGGCUGAGGUAGAGGAAGAAGAUCUUACGGGAGUCGACGAUGGAAAUGAAAAAGUGUACCGCCAGCGCAUUGAAAAGUGGUCCAAGGAUCGUGCUGCGGCAAGAAAGCGAGCAAGAGAACAAGCGGGCGAUAUCAUCGCCGAAGACGAUGCAGAAGAAGAGUGGUUCAAACCUCAUCCCACAGAAGCCGAUACUGUCCUAGAGGGUGGGUUCAGCAUACCGGGAGACAUAUACCCAGCAUUGUUCCCAUAUCAGAAGACAGGAGUGCAGUGGCUUUGGGAGUUAUUUCAACAGAACGUAGGGGGUAUCAUCGGUGACGAGAUGGGUUUGGGUAAAACCAUACAAGCCAUCUCGUUUGUUGCAGGCCUUCACUACUCCAAGCGGCUCAUCAAACCUGUAAUCGUGGUGUGUCCAGCUACAGUUAUGAAGCAAUGGGUCAGCGAGUUUCAUCGCUGGUGGCCGGCUCUGCGUGUCUCAAUCUUGCACACAUCAGGCAGUGGCAUGCUGAACACUCAAAGGGAGGACCGAGCCGAACGAGAGAUGGAGUUGCGUAGCUAUGGUGAUUACGACACUACCUUAACUGGAGCUGGGAAAGCGGCAAAGAAAAUCAUCGAAAAGGCCAAGCGUGACGGCCAUGUCCUCGUUACAACGUACUCGGGACUUCAGACCUACUCAGAAUUUCUGAUAGCGACUGAGUGGGAAUGUGCUAUCCUCGACGAAGGGCAUAAGAUUCGUAACCCCAACACGGCCAUCACAAUCCACUGCAAAGAGCUUCGCACACCAAAUCGCAUUAUCUUAUCAGGUACACCCAUGCAAAACAACCUGAGCGAACUGUGGUCGCUGUUUGACUUCGUCUUUCCCAUGCGUCUGGGUACACUGGUGAACUUCAGAAAUCAGUUCGAAUUUCCCAUCAAGCGCGGUGGGUACGCAAAUGCCUCAAACCUCGAGUUCGAAACCGCAAUCCAAUGCGCAGAGACGCUCAAGGAUGCCAUCAGCCCAUAUCUACUACAGCGUUUCAAGGUCGACGUGGCGACCGAUCUGCCGCAGAAAAAAGAACAAGUACUAUUCUGCAAGCUGACACGUCAGCAGCGACAAGCAUACGAAGGCUUUUUGCACUCCGAGGAUAUGAAAUCAAUCUCGUCUGGCAAGCGUCAGAUGCUCUACGGCGUUGAUUAUCUUCGAAAAAUUUGCAACCACCCAGACCUGACUGAGCAUAGAAAAUUGUCAAAGCAGCCUGGCUAUGAUUAUGGUGCACCUAACAAGUCUGGAAAGAUGCAAGUGGUCAAGGAAUUACUCUCUCUAUGGAGGAAGGGCGGCCACAAGACAUUACUCUUUGCUCAACACCGUAUCAUGCUUGAUAUUCUUCAGAAAUUCCUCAACCACCUACCUGAUAUCAACUACCGCCGUAUGGAUGGCGAGACACCCAUCAAAGAUCGACAGGAUCUUGUUGAUGAGUUCAACAAAAGCCCGGAUCUGCAUGUGUUCUUGCUUACGACAAAGGUUGGUGGACUCGGUGUCAACCUGACUGGUGCGAAUCGUGUCAUCAUUUACGACCCCGAUUGGAACCCUUCCACCGACAUCCAAGCACGAGAACGCUCAUGGCGACUCGGGCAAAAGCGAGAGGUCGAGAUAUAUCGACUCAUGUCCGCGGGAACCAUUGAGGAGAAGAUCUACCACCGUCAAAUCUUCAAGCAGUUCUUGACGAACAAAGUACUCAAAGACCCAAAGCAGCGCCAGACGUUCCAGAUGAGUGAUCUGCACGACCUUUUCACAUUGGGCGGCGAAUCAGCAGACGGCGAGACAGAAACAAGCAACCUCUUCCGCGGCUCCGAAGUCAAGUUCGACGAGGAUGGCAGUUCGACCGCCCCAGAUGCGACAGCAGCCAAAGAUCUUGCGGCAGUCAAAGGCAUUCAACACGCCGAGGCUUUCCAAGCCCCCAUCUCCGAUACCGAAGACACCUCACACAGUGCAGGCGAGGGCGCUGAAGGAGAAAAACCCGCCUCAGACGGUCGUCUAAUGUCCACCAUCUUCGCAAAGACAGGAGUACACUCCGUCCUCGAGCACGACGCAAUCGUCAACUCCACUGCUGGCGGCCGCAAGCGUAAGAUCCAAGCUGACCCGGCUUUCGUUCAGCGCGAAGCCAGACGACAAGCCGCCCUCGCCGCCGAGCAGCUCAAGAAAAGCAUGGAGGAAGCUCGCGCUGUCCCCGCCGGCGUGCCAACAUGGACAGGCACAUACGGCGCCGCCGGACGCCCCGCUGCGCCCUCCCCUCGUGCCUCGGCAUCACGCGGUGGUCGCGGUGGGCGGGGAGGCAGCAGCCUAGGCCGAGGCCAGCCAUCCUCGUCCUCGAUCCUGUCGAGUCUUGCGGCGCGACAAGGCCGCCCUAUAUCAACGGGUGCAUCGACGUCCGCCUCGUCGUCGCGCGCGUCCACACCUGCAGCUACCACGCCGGCGUCGUUUCGCGGCCGUCGCAUGCUCGAGAUGAUCCGCGACUUCAUGAUGACGCAUGGCGGCGCCGUGCCGAGCCAGAUGUUGGUUGAUCAUUUCGACCACUACGUGCGGGCGCAGCCGGGCCGCAACGAGGAGUUUAAGGAGAUGCUGAAGGCGGUUGCGACGCUGGAGCGGAGCGGGAGUGCGCAGAGGGGACGUUGGGUGCUGAAGGAUGAGUGGAGGGCGAGGCCUGCUGGGCGAGGGUAGAGCGCUGCUGAGCGUCGGACCUAGGUAGGAUAUUGACGUCAAGUGUAAUUCGCGGAUAGGAGUUAAGGUUUGGCGCGAGAUACCAUUGCAUUCUUGCCAAGUGCUGGCACGCAUUCUAGGCACAGUGUUAAUACACAAACAACAGUAAACAUCACUGAACAAGUAAACAUCGCACG